AUCCGAGUUGUAUACAACUCGACGCCGUGUGAAUACCGAGUUGUAAACAACUUCAGUCCGUACAACUAAUUGCAUGCAACAAGUUGUACCAACCAGUUGUACCGUGUGAAUGCCCCUUUAGUGAACGAUAUCGAUGACGACACUGCUCCCACUCCUCGCGGAGAAUCCGUAUUUGCAAGGUUGCUCAAAUAAUAGGCCCAGCGACCUGAAUGGAGAAUAGAGAGGUUAUGUAUGCAUAUAGUCACAGUGAAUCCCACCAGAGAGCCAUAUCAGCGUUCCUGGACAGAGCGACCGUGAAAAAGCCCUUGAAGUUCCAGCGAUACAUCUGUAGCCUGCCAUUUCAAAUUUGAAACCAGAAGAUGUUCUCUGAACUGCCAUCCAGCCUCCUUUCCAUCAUCUUCGUGAUUCUGACACCUGUAUACAAAGUUCUUCAGGGCCUUCUUUGGAGAAUUACAGGGGUCCAGUCUGCACGAGCAGCUACCAACACGUCCUAUGAACGUGCCGUCCACGUGCAACACGUGUUUUGGAAAAGAAAAGUGUCUCAUAUGAAGCCUUCCGACACAAACGAAUUCUGGACCACACACGAAAGGUUUGACCAUCCCCGAAUCCUCUUGGACCCGUCAAUAUCUCUGUAUAACAUCACAUCAACAGAGGCUAUAUUUCUGAAGACAGACAAAGAUGUAGAUAUCUACAGCUCAGACACACACCCUUUCAUGAAGUGGGCCCAGGUUCUCAAUGCUGAGAAAGUAUACACGAUUCCUCUUGUGGCCUUUCACCGUCUGGCGGACGAGACUGGGGAUCCUCAGCUCCCCGUCAUAUGGGUCUCUAGCACUGGGCGCUGUGGCUCUACUCUACUCAGUCAGGUCUUUGAGCAGGUCCCAGGGACCAUCGCCCUCGGAGAACCAGAUGCCCUUACUUAUAUAACAGUGUUAAAUAAGAGCGAAGCCGCCCCGGAAGAGGUCGUUCGAGGGCUGCUGCGGAGUGUCAUCAGGCUGCAGUGUAAGACACUGCCAGGAGCUCAAAGAAUUGUUCUGAAGGUCGCUGCCUUUACCUUCGCAGAGGUCAAGGACAUUUGUGAAAUGUUUCCUAAAAUCAAGCACAUGUUUCUUUACAGAGACAGUUUACCAUAUGCUGUUUCUACCAAGGGACUAACACAGUCUGAAAUUAAAGGUAAAAUAUUUAAAGCCUUAAUCGAUUGUGAUUUAUUCGGGAGGUUCUUUCCGGGAGUUCGAAGGGAUGUGUACACAACGAUGACACGCAUAGAUCGCAAUGACCAUGACCUUGAGGACAUUGCAUCCAACUUGACUUUUGUUGGCCUAUGGAUGAUAUUGAGUGCGGCCAUAAUGGCGAGAUACAAGGAGUUUAGAGAGAGUGGGAUCCCUAUAUUUGCUCUAAAGUACGAAGACCUCCUGAAGGAGAAGGAAGGCAUGGUUAAAGCCUUGUUCCAGAAAUUAGAUAUACCAGGGAAGCAUGUCUCAAAAGCUCUGGCUGCAUUUGAAGUAGACUCACAACGAGGCUCGUCGAUUAGCCGGAAGUCAACAGGAUCCCGUUCUCCCCUGACACCACGAGAGAUGUCUGACGGUAACAUAGUUCUGGAGAGAUAUGGCUUCCCGAGAUUCGGCGAGAGGAUAGACCUGCCUGGGCGUCUAGAGCCCGCUGUUUAUUAAUACAAAACAUGUCAUUUUCGUCACUAAUAUAUGGACCUUUUCGCAGCAGUUAACGAAGCAAGUCACCACCACAAUUGUGGAUAAACCAUUUAAGUGUG
Haliotis rufescens (red abalone) is the source of this 1765-nucleotide messenger RNA. RefSeq lists its product as uncharacterized. Bases 360 to 1667 code for a protein of 435 amino acids. The transcript is spliced from 2 exons. Lineage: Eukaryota; Metazoa; Mollusca; Gastropoda; Lepetellida; Haliotidae. The record is from RefSeq and is a predicted model, not a curated record.